AUGCUAUUUCAUUUAGAAGAUCCCGGAAUGACAAGAGUAAAAUUGUCUCCCUAUGUGAGAGAACUUAAAUCUAAUAGAAUAUUUUUAACUGAUGUAGUGCAUGCUUAUGAUGACCAAUUAUUGUAUCAGUCUUCUCCAUUAGAAAUUCAUCUGUUAAUUGGAGCUGACGUCGCUGGUAAACUGCUCACAGGAGAGGGUAUUAUUGAGGAGGUCGAUACUUCAGAACCUGUACACUACUUACCUCAUCGCCCUGUUUUCAAAGAAAAUUCCACAACGAAGAUCAGGCUCGUCUUCGAUAGAUCUGCCCGAUACAAAAAUUCUCCAUCAAUAAAUAAUUGCUUAGAAAAGGGGCGCAAAUUGGUUGAACUUAUUCCCUCUCUUUUAAACAGGUUUAGAAUAGGAAACUAUGGAGUUAUUGCCGAUAUUGAGAAGGAAUUUUUGCAGAUACAACUCCAUGAAGAUGAUAGGCCUCAUUUGAAGUUUUUGUGGUGUCAGGGUGGGCAGAAAGAAAAUUUUAAAAUUUUCUUGCACCAAAGAGUAGUUUUUGGAAUAACUUCCAGCCCUUUCUUACUGGGAGUAACUCUUGAUUAUCAUCUGAAUAAUGCUCCCCCUGAUUACGACGAAACGGCUCGAAAUCUUUCGAAGAAUUUUUUUGUAGACAACUGUGUGCAUAGUGUUGAAAAUGAAGAGGAAUUAAUGAAAUUCAUACAUGAAUCGCAAGAGAUUUUUAAACCUGCAAAGUUCAACUUACGAGGGUGGGAGCAUACCUCCUUUGAAGAAAAUGAAUCUUACACAGGGCCACAAGAUAAUUGGCUCCAGAAACUCCAAAUAUUUACAGAUGAGAAUGGACUUUUCCGAAUUAAGACAAGACUGUCAUUAAAGGACGAUUAA
Argiope bruennichi is the source of this 891-nucleotide messenger RNA. RefSeq lists its product as uncharacterized. The record is from RefSeq and is a predicted model, not a curated record. The transcript has 3 exons. The coding region runs from base 1 to 891 and encodes 296 amino acids. Lineage: Eukaryota; Metazoa; Arthropoda; Arachnida; Araneae; Araneidae.